Molecule: messenger RNA, 1593 nt
Organism: Solanum verrucosum
Lineage: Eukaryota; Viridiplantae; Streptophyta; Magnoliopsida; Solanales; Solanaceae
Molecular function (GO): oxidoreductase activity
Source: RefSeq, a predicted model, not a curated record
AUGGACAAGAGUUCAUGUGUAUUUUCUCCAAACAGAAGGUUGGAGGGAAAGGUAGCUAUUAUCACCGGUGGUGCAAGUGGUAUCGGAGCGACUACGGUCCGAGUCUUCAUCGAGAACGGCGCAAAAGUCGUCAUCGCGGAUAUUCAAGAUCCCGAGGGUGAAGAAAUCGCAACCAAUCUAGGCGAAAACGCCCAUUACGUUCAUUGCGAUGUCUCGAAAGAGGACGACGUAAAAAAUUUAAUCGACGUUACGAUUUCAAAAUUUGGUCAUCUCGACAUAAUGUACAAUAACGCUGGCAUUUACGAUACGAAGAUAAAAACCAUCAUGGACACGGAAAUCGAUGACCUAGAGCGUAAAAUCGCGGUAAAUUUAAUCGGAUCUUUUUUAGGCGCAAAAUAUGCAGCGAAAACAAUGGUACCACGUAAAAAAGGGUGCAUUUUGUUUACAACAAGUUGUUGUACACAAGUGGCUGGAAUUGGAUCACACACUUAUGUUGCAUCAAAAUAUGGAAUUGUAGGUAUGUGCAAAAAUUUGGCUGUUGAAUUAGGGUUACAUGGUAUAAGAGUUAAUUGUAUUUCACCUUUUGCUAUAUUAUCAAAUACUAAACUUAAUAAUGAAAUUGGAGAAAUGUAUGAAGGAAUGAUGGGUGUUAUAGGGAAUUUAAAAGGGGUUAAUCAUGGCAAAGAAGAUGUAGCAAAUGCUGCUGUUUUUCUUGCUAGUGAUGAAGCAAAAUAUUUAAGUGGACAAAAUCUUCACUCAAAGAAGAAUUCCAUGGCCUCCAUUGCUAAAAGGCUAGAGGGUAAAAUUGCUAUCGUAACAGGAGGUGCUAGCGGAAUUGGUGAAGCUACAACAAGACUUUUCAUCAAACAUGGUGCAAAAGUCGUAAUUGCAGAUAUUCAAGACGAUCUUGGUCAAUCCAUCAUUAAAGAAAUAGGCGAAAAUGAAGCCAUCUCCUACGUGCAUUGUGAUGUUAAAGUGGAAAAAGAUGUCGAAAAUGUAGUGGACAUGACGGUCUCUAAGUACGGUAAACUUGACAUAAUGUUCAGCAAUGCAGGAAUUUCUGAAGAACUCGGUUCCACAAUCUCAAAAAUCGACUAUGAAAUUUUCAAAAACGUAUUCGAUGUGAACGUCUUUGGGGCAUUAAUGUGCGCCAACCAUGCUCGUGUGAUGAUUCCGUCCAAAAAAGGUAGCAUUAUAUUCACAUCGAGUAUGGGGUCCGUUACGUGUACCGGUGCGGUGCACACGUAUUUGGCAUCGAAACAUGCCGUGGUAGGUCUAGCCAAGAACUUAGGUGUUGAAUUAGGGAAACAUGGAAUUAGGGUUAAUUGUGUUUCUCCAUUUUGUGUGCCAACUCCAAUGUUAAAGAAUGGUCUUGGAAUUGAUGAAAAGGAAAAGAUUGAGGAAAUAUUUGUGUGUGAAAUUGCAAAUCUUAAAGAGACAAUAUUGGACGUUGAGGAUGUUGCACAAGCAACAUUGUAUCUUGCUAGUGAUGAUGAAUCAAAGUAUAUAAGUGGGAUGAAUAUUGUGAUUGAUGGUGGAUUUAGUACUACAAAUGUUGCUCUUAGACAAGGCAUUACCAUGUUCCGUUCUUAA